CUCUUCUGGAUGGUGGAGAGAAAGGUUCCGUUCGCAGCGGCACAGCGGGCCGGUUGUUUUCAACGGCGGUGACGGAGUUGGUAGCCCGGCCGACUGCAGGCGGGGGCGUUAGGAGGCGGAUUCCUUCUCCCUCAAGUACUGGGGGCGGGGAGGAGGGAAGCUGGGCCAGCGGGCCGGGGACCGAGCCGCGAAGUCCCAGCGGGCCGAGAUGGAGGGCGACGGCGUGCGGUGGGGCAGCGAGUCGGUGCCGGGUCCCGGCCCUGGAGGCGGCGGAAUGAUCCGGGACCUGUGCCGGGGCUUCGGCCGUUACCGCCGCUACCUGGGACGGCUACGGCAGAACCUGCGCGAAACCCAGAAGUUCUUUCGUGACAUCAAGGGCUCCCACAGCCACAGUUGUCCCUCCUCCCCCACGAGCGAUGGCGGGGCCCAGCGCGGCCCAGCCGGCGAUGUCGCCGAGACCGGGCUGCAGGCUGGCCAGCUGAGCUGCAUUUCCUUCCCACCUAAGGAAGAGAAGUACCUUCAGCAGAUUGUGGACUGCCUCCCCUGCAUCUUGAUCCUCGGCCAGGAUUGUAAUGUCAAGUGCCAGCUAUUGAACCUGCUUUUGGGGGUGCAGGUACUUCCUACCACCAAGCUGGGCAAUGAGGAGAGCUGUAAGCUUCGGCGCCUCCACUUCACCUAUGGGACUCAGACUCGGGUCAGCCUGGCGCUCCCCGGCCAAUAUGAACCAGUCUCCACGCUGGUUGCUCACCAGGGCACCUGGGAGACCAUCCCUGAGGAGGACCUGGAGGUCCAAGAGGACAGUGAGGAUGCUGCCCAUGUUUUAGCCGAACUGGAGGUGACGAUGCACCAUGCUCUCUUACAGGAAGUGGACAUUGUGGUGGCACCAUGCCAAGGCCUCCGGCCCACAGUGGAUGUUCUGGGUGACUUGGUGAAUGAUUUCUUGCCUGUGAUAACCUAUGCACUCCACAAAGAUGAACUCUCUGAGAGGGAUGAGCAAGAGCUUCAGGAAAUCCGAAAGUAUUUCUCCUUUCCCAUAUUCUUUUUCAAAGUGCCGAAGCUGGGCUCAGAGAUAAUUGACUCCACCAGAAGAAUGGAGAACGAAAGAUCAUCGCUUUAUCGCCAGCUAAUUGACCUGGGCUAUCUGAGCAUCGGUCACUGUAACUAUGGGGCCCCCAGCCAGGACACUAAAGCUCAGAGCAUGUUGGUGGAACAAAGUGAGAAGCUAAGACUCUUGAGCACAUUUUCUCACCAGGUGCUCCAGGCUCGCCUGGUGGACGCGGCCGCAGCCCUGAACCUGGUGCACUGCUGCUGCCUUGACAUCUUUAUUAACCAGGCCUUUGACAUGCAGCGCGACCUGCAGAUUACUCCCAAACGUCUGGAAUAUACACGAAAAAUGGAGAACGAGUUGUAUGAAUCACUGAUGAAUAUCGCCAACCGAAAGCAGGAGGAAAUGAAAGAUAUGAUUGUUGAGACGCUUAACACCAUGAAGGAGGAACUUCUGGAUGAUGCAGCCAAAAUGGAAUUUAAAGAUGUCAUUGUUCCUGAGAAUGGAGAACCAGUGGGCACCAGAGAGAUCAAAUGCUGCAUCCGACAGAUCCAGGAACUCAUCAUCUCCCGGCUGAAUCAGGCGGUGGCUAACAAGCUGAUCAGCUCAGUGGAUUACCUACGCGAGAGCUUCGUGGGAACCCUGGAGCGGUGUCUGCAGAGCCUAGAGAAGUCUCAGGAUGUCUCAGUUCACAUCACCAGUAAUAAUCUCAAACAGAUCUUAAAUGCCGCCUAUCAUGUUGAAGUCACAUUUCACUCUGGGUCCUCAGUUACAAGGAUGCUAUGGGAGCAAAUCAAACAGAUCAUCCAGCGUAUCACAUGGGUGAGCCCACCUGCCAUCACACUAGAAUGGAAGAGGAAGGUGGCCCAGGAAGCCAUUGAGAGCCUCAGUGCCUCCAAGUUGGCCAAAAGCAUUUGCAGCCAGUUCCGGACUCGGCUCAAUAGUUCUCACGAGGCUUUUGCAGCCUCCUUGCGGCAGCUGGAAGCUGGCCACUCAGGUCGGUUGGAGAAAACUGAAGAUCUAUGGCUGAAGGUUCGGAAAGAUCACGCCCCACGCCUGGCCCGCCUUUCUCUGGAGAGCCGUUCUUUACAGGAUGUCUUGCUGCAUCGUAAACCUAAACUGGGACAGGAACUGGGCCGGGGCCAGUAUGGUGUGGUAUACCUAUGUGACAACUGGGGGGGACACUUCCCUUGUGCCCUGAAGUCAGUUGUUCCUCCAGAUGAGAAGCACUGGAAUGACCUGGCUUUGGAGUUUCACUAUAUGAGGUCUCUGCCAAAGCAUGAGCGAUUGGUAGAUCUCCAUGGUUCUGUCAUCGACUAUAACUACGGUGGUGGCUCCAGCAUUGCUGUGCUGCUUAUUAUGGAGCGGCUACACCGGGACCUCUACACUGGGCUAAAGGCUGGGCUGACCCUGGAGACACGUUUGCAGAUAGCACUAGAUGUGGUGGAAGGAAUUCGCUUCCUGCACAGCCAGGGACUUGUCCACCGUGAUAUCAAACUAAAAAACGUGCUGUUGGACAAGCAGAACCGUGCCAAGAUCACUGACUUAGGAUUCUGCAAGCCAGAGGCCAUGAUGUCAGGCAGCAUUGUGGGGACACCAAUCCAUAUGGCCCCUGAACUCUUCACAGGGAAGUAUGAUAAUUCAGUGGAUGUCUACGCUUUUGGCAUUCUUUUCUGGUAUAUCUGCUCAGGCUCUGUCAAGCUCCCUGAGGCAUUUGAGAGAUGUGCCAGCAAAGACCAUCUCUGGAACAAUGUGCGGAGAGGGGCCCGCCCAGAGCGUCUUCCUGUGUUUGAUGAAGAGUGCUGGCAGCUGAUGGAAGCCUGUUGGGAUGGUGACCCCUCUCAGAGACCUCUCUUGGGCAUUGUCCAGCCCAUGCUCCAGGGCAUCAUGGAUAGGCUGUGCAAGUCAAAUUCUGAACGGCCAAACAGAGGACUAGAUGAUUCUACUUGAAAGCAAAGACUUUUCUCUUCCAUUCUUUAUUUCCUUCCUUCCCCUCACCUUUUGGCUAUGGGAAGAAUUUGACGGUUGUUCCUUACGGAGAGCUCCCUAGGGAAUUGAUGCUUGCUAGGCAGCUUGAGACCUCCCCAGGCAGAGAUGACUCCUAGAUAGUGCAAUCAGAUGGCUGAGCCUAUUCAGCAGUUCACUGGUGCCCCAAGCUGUCCCUUUAGCAAAAGAUUGUCUAGGACAUUGGUAAAAGCUGAAGAAGGCCAAGUUCUGGCCUCAGAACUGAAAAGGAGGCAAAUGUUACCAUCGUCUGUUCACUGUAUGUUUUUUAAGACAAAUGGGACACUAUAGUGGCAAUAGUAUUAAAAACUGUAAUGUUCAUAAUUUUGGCUUUAUCUAAGAAUAGUGUGGUUCUGUCUAGUCGUCAGGACCCUUAGAAAAUUUGAGCUUUGUUCCGGGAUUGUGAAAACAUAGGAGCAAAGAUUAACUUGUGGCUACCUGGUCCCUGCUGUCUGUACUCAGGUUGCCACAGCUAGAGGCCACAGUGAUGAAGCUAGAAACAAAGCUAUCUGUUCCUUACAGUGCCAGUGUUUACAUUUAUAGGACCGCAUAGCCCUGGCUUCUGCGGGAGGGUUUCAUGGUUACAUCGCCAAGAGGCCACAAAAAGAAAAGUGUGUGCGUGUGUGUAUGUGCGCGCGCGCACACACAUACAGGCUAAUGGAUUUCAAGUUACUGCAGCCCCUGGAACAGGAUCUCUCCUGCCCUUGGGUCUUGAUUUUUUUCCUUUUUGUUCUCAAGUUGAAGAAGCUCCAGUUAACAUGGUACUUAGCGGUUAGUGUCUGAGUAAAACUGACCCAGCGUGAAAUAUUUGGUGAGCCUGAGAAGUGGGCAAUGAUCUGGAGGCCGUGGGCCUCCAUAUAAACCCACUAGAAGGAUACCAGCUUGUUUUUUAAAACUUAAAAUCAGAAACUUUUUUUUGUGUUUGAAUCUAACACGCUGAUAUUUUUAAACUUGAUCAAUGAGCUUUUUAACCAAGGUUUCUUCUGCAACCUGUCCCUUCUUUUUACCUUAUUUUAAAUAUAAUGUUAGAAGGAAUGAACUAGCUGAAAGAGAAGAAUAUUCUUUGUAGUUCUGUGUGUGCCCCCUUUCCCUGUGUGUCAGUGUCUUGGAAGGGUCCCCUCCCUUGCAGUUGGGAGGUUGGGCGGUGGUCUUCUGGAGUUUGUCAUGGAGUAUGGAUCAGAAGAGAAAUUCUGAUGCCAGUCAAAGGAAAGUUCAUGGAGUAUAGAUCAGAAGAGAAAUUCUGAUGCCAGUUAAAGGAAGGUUCCGGAACAAUUUAAACAUUGGUGCAUCUCAGAUGUUGGUUCCGGAACAAUUUAAACAUUGGUGCAUCUCAAGCCUCCCUCAGUCAAAAUGGUCCAUUAGACUUAGAAAAACAUACAGACGAAGGAAUAAAUAGUGGAGGAGAGUAGCUUCCUUCCAACUACCCAGUCCCCAGGCACUGCGGUUGUUCCCCGGUGCAUGGCCCCAAACUGUGUGAAACAUGUCCCUGAGCAGAUGUUUAAGAUAAUGUGCAGAUUUGUUACCGGAAUUUUGUAGGGUUGUUUGUGACAGAAUGACCAUCUCUUGAACAUUAACAGGAUAUGAAUGGAGUCUACAAGAAAUAUUUCUUGUAACUUUUAAAGCUCAGUUUUUAACUCUGGUUCUUUUGGCUCUGAUUAUGAUAUGUUUGAGCGUAGUGGCCUCCUAAGCACUUGUAGCCCUUCAAAAACUCAACAUAUUGCUCAAAACCUUUUUACUUGCAAAUGAUAAAGUAACUGACCCAGUGUCUUUGGGUUCUGUAGGCUCCAGACUCCUUUAGCUAGAACGUUCAGUAGACGUCUUAGACUUUUUAACACUCAUUUAGCUUUACGUCAGGUCACCAUUCUUGUCAGCAGUAACACCUUGUUCUUGUGGGGACUGUGACGGGCCUUCCAUGAAGCCAAGUUUCAAGUUACAAAAGAAGAGGCGAGUAGUCUCUACUUGCUGAAAAAUCAGUGUAAAUCUAUUUCUGUAUGACAUUUCAUGAAAGAUUUUAUAGUGUUCCCUUUUCCUUUAGCUAGACUGUCUUCCUUUAGCUAGCUGUAAUCAGGAGUCUGUGCCCCUGUCAUGAAGGCCACGUUCCUAACAUUCUUUGGAAGUCUUAGCUCAUACCCCCACUCACAGAUAGGACAGUAUGGUUUUCUCCAUCCAGAGUCCCUUUGCAGUUUGUCCUCUGUGGCUUAGUCUGCUCAGACACCAGUUUUCUAGCAGUUUCCCACAUUUUUUGAUUGAGUAGGGAGGGAUGAAGGGCUGAAAGAUGAGUAGUUGUGUUAUAGUUCAUUAAAGUAUUCCAAGAAAAGGUGCAAAAUAUUCCUGGGAGUCUCCUCUAGGCCAGCCAAAGCCCACGUGUAGGUGUUUGGAAGUGUAUUUAAACACUCAGCAGGCUGAGUGCAGGGAUACAUAUGUAUAACAGGCGUGUACUUUGCUUUUGUUUUAUAACAUUAUCAGCUAAUUUUGGAUUCUUUGUUCCUUGGCACCCAUUAUUAGUAAAGUGAUGGAAUGCCAUUAAAUGUACUGUACUGUAUAUUACUUGGGAAGACACUAGGUAUUCAAAGAAGUCUGGUGGCACUUGGGCUCUCAGGGGCUCAGAAAGACUAAAGUCUGAAGAUUUUACCUUCUGGCUUUGGCUGUAUGUGCUUCCAAGUGGUAAGAUGAGAUUGUGUCUGGGGAAGGAAGAAGGAUGGGAUGAAAGAAUUACUCUUACUAUGUUCUGUCCUUCUCAUCAACUUAAUUAGGGUAGUUUACCCCAACCUGAAAAUGAUCACCUGGCCAUUUUUAAUGCACUUGAAGUCUGAUCACUUAUGUUCCUUCAGAACUGAGUGAAGGACCUUCCUGCAGAGCAGUUGGAAGAAAUGAUGGAGUCUGCAGCCAGGAGGGGCUGACCCUGUGCCUAGGGAGCCAGCAGUAAGGUUAACGAAUGCUCUUUUGGGUGAGGUUUCCCCAGGCAUGCCCAAGUUCCCUUGAUCCUCUGCAGAGAGAAGCUCAUUGAUUGAGCAAGCCUUGGGAAGGAGGGCUGUGCGGGUUCUUCCCAGACCAAAGAGAGUCACUUGUGACUCCAUCAAUUUCAGGGGGACAGAGCCUAGGCAGCAACUUCUCCUAAUUUUUAACACUAAAAUUCAAGGAAACAGUGAAGGAGAGGAUACAUUACUACCACAGAUAGAAGCAGGUGAAUGGUACAACUUUCAAGCGGUACCUGCCCCCUCUCCAAUGCAUUAUUUUUUUCAUCUUUGCUUGAGCUGCCAAACGUGUUGUAAAAGUAUUUUUCUUACAGGAGAAGUGGUUUGGGGUGACAGAGCUGCAACGUGGUAAUUGCACUGAAUGACACUUUAUACUUUGGUUUAUUAUUCAGCACUGAGAGCCAAGGGGGACUGGUGGUUACAGUAGCACUUGGAGGAAUAGAGACUCCCUCUGGCCUUGCUUUGGCGAAAAGGCCUGUUUGGUGUUCCAUCUGGCUAAUAGGGACUCUCCAAAGUCCACACUGCAUCAGAGCGGGCUAAGUGGUCCUCCAAGAGUUUAUUACCAAAAGAGGAGUUGCUUUGAGUUUUCAGAGCUUGAUUUUUGGAUUUGCUGGACCAAAUAACCCACUUUCUCUUUAAAAGAAAAAAGUUUGUCCUCCUAAAUUUGGAGGUGGGAUGGGUUAGGGCUAGUGUGGAUGUUAAGGUGGGUAAGGAAGGAGUAACCUUGAGAAACUUGUAUUGCAAACUCCCUUGGGGAUUUCGAGUGGCACUACUGUUUUAAAAAGGGUUUUAUUUUUAACUUCAUCUGCUUUGUUAACAUCCAGUCCAGUUGAGAUGAUGGAAGAGACUCCGUGUGAACACCUGGCACUGAGAAGAGAAGACCAUCUUCCCUAAAGGGUUGAAAAGAAAAUUGGUCUGGACAGCUUGUUGUCUUUUGUCUUUAUGUAAUAGUUUUGUUUUAAAGCGCUAAUGUUUAUUACAGUGUUAAGUAAAAGUGUAACAUACUAAGUUUGUAGAAUAAAAGUGCAAUAACGAGAAAUUACUUUGGCACAAACUUCAGUUCUAACGCGCUCUCCCUUCCUGUGCUGUCUCUCUUCAUUUGUUACAUUUCCACACUUAUAGCAGGGCCGUGUUCAUUGUGUAUGUGUUUAAAAGAUGCAACUAUGGGUUAAGUCUUCAUUUAGUGUAUUUUUGAAGGUGUUUUUGGGUUUGGUUUUAUAGAGUAUUCUGUAUACUUGUUGGGAUGCACAAAAUACCAGAUGUGCUGUAUAAUAAAGAUCACAUUAACGUUUUA
This is a messenger RNA of Pteropus alecto (black flying fox), 7318 nucleotides long. It is a transcript of the gene DSTYK, whose product is annotated as dual serine/threonine and tyrosine protein kinase. The record is from RefSeq and is a predicted model, not a curated record. Gene Ontology annotation, molecular function: protein kinase activity; ATP binding. Gene Ontology annotation, biological process: protein phosphorylation. Bases 209 to 2995 code for a protein of 928 amino acids. NCBI's taxonomy places the organism in Eukaryota, Metazoa, Chordata, Mammalia, Chiroptera, Pteropodidae. The transcript has 13 exons.